CAUAGUGAUAAAAUUGAUCAUCCCACAUAUUACUACAACAAAGCAUAAUGGAUGACUUGUUUAAGCCCCUGGAAGCUCUCUCACUGAAUAAUGUUGAGGUAACAGGAAAAGAGUUAGGCCGUGGAGCUUAUGGUGUCAUCUUGGAAGUCAAAGUUAGUGGUCUCUCUUGUGCUGGAAAGAAACUCCAUAAUGUUAUAGCUGAAACAUUUUUAGUGAAAAACUUUGUGCAGGAGUGUGUAAAUCAUAGCCAACUUCGUCACCCAAACAUUGUACAGUUGCUGGGCGUAUAUUUUCCUCCUGAUUCUUCUAUUCCUAUACUUGUGAUGGAGCGUCUUCAAGUAUCGCUUGCUCAAUACUUAGAUGAUGCUAAUUUGCCACUUAAAGUGAAAUAUGAUAUUCUGCUUGAUGUUGCUAAUGGUUUGAAUUAUUUGCACAACAGAACACCACCUAUUAUUCAUCGAGAUCUCACUGCUCAAAACAUAUUGCUCACAAAAUCAUUCAGUGCUAAAAUAUCAGAUCUUGGUGUGUCCAAGAUUGUUGAUUUUACUAGGCCGCGCAGUCACACACUUGUACCUGGUAAUCCUAUUGUCAUGCCUCCUGAAGCAUAUCUUCCGAAUAAAACUUAUGAUUUCAAAUUUGAUGUCUUUUCAUAUGGUUGUCUUCUAUUACAUAUAUUUAAUCAAGAUCCCCCUGUUCCUGUAAACCAAUUGCCUAGUGAUCCUUUGACUGAAUGGCAAAGAAGAUUUUCACAUGUCGCAAGAAUGGGAAGACAUCAUCCAUUGUUACCAAUAGUAAAAAAUUGCCUUGAAAAUGAUCCUGCUAUGAGGCCCAAUAUGAGCUACAUUAUUCGUGUUAUUCAAGCUACAGCAUAUACUUCACCUGAUGAUGCCUCAAGUGGUAAUUAUCUUGACGAUACUCAUGAAAGAAUCUUAGAUAAACUUGAAAAACAAAAAUUAGGUACACAAGUAAGUUACAGAUACAAAAACUAUGAUGAUGAUUUUGCUGAUGUAACUGCCCGUAUUAAGUCUACAGAAGAAAGACUUUCAUUCUCAUGUGAAGACAUUAGGGAUGCUGUUAGUUCAGAAAGAAAGGAAAGUCCAGGAAACAAAAAAAUAAAAUUUAAUAAGUGGAAUUUUUCUCUGCAAGAAGCUGUGCCAGGUUCAGCCCCUGUAUCAAGAAAAAAAAUUGCAAAAAAGACUCCUGAUGCUCAAGAAAAUAGGCCACAGUCUAUGAUGGCAAGCUUCACCGUUGAAAAGAAACCACCGCCUCUCCCACCUCGAGUUUCACAAAAUCAUAGUUCAAAAUUUACCCGACCAUCAUCUCCUUUAAUUUCAAAUCAUUGGGGUGUGGACUCAGGUCCCUUACCAACUACACACAGCUCAUGUUUUGAAAUACAUACACCUCCAACACCUAAAAAAUUUACAUUUUCUCCAGUUUUGCCAAAAAAGAGCUUAGCUCAGUCAAUGGGACAACCUGCACAGACAUCAGUUUAUUCAUCCCCAUCACAGUGCUCGCCAACAUCUGAAUGCUCAAAUGUAUCUUACAGAGAACGAUCUCAAAAUGUAUCAGGCAUUAGAACUUCACCCCAUAAAUGCGCACAACCGCUGUUAAUAAAGCACAAAAGUUUACCGUCUCAUUCAGUUACUCAGUCUGUCAAGCAUGAAAGUUUAUGUUUUUCUCAUGCUCAUGAAAAUGCAUUUGGUGAAGUCACUCUAUUGCCUCCUCCAAGUUCACGAAAACAUGAUGGAAAAGAUGAUCCUGACUCAAUACCUAUUUCUAAUCCUAAAUCAAUGGAGUUGUCAAGAAAUUCUCUGACCCAUGAAUGGUACUACCACAACAUCAGUAACACUAUAGCAAAAGGGAUCCUAAUGGAAAGGGAGAAGAAGAAUGGAACUUUUAUUGUUGGCUCAAAUUCUACUGGGGAGUAUUUCUUGUCAGUGUAUUUUGAGAAAACAAUAAGUCAUAUAAGGAUAUACAGGGACACAAAUGGAUAUUACUCACUAGACACCAUGCAUUUAUAUUGUGAUAAAGACAAGAGUUUUGCUAGUCUUGAUGAACUUGUGACCUUCUAUAGAAUGAAUCCUUUAGUUAUAAAUGGGAAACUAAUUGAAUUACAUUACUAAAAUGCUAAUAUAAAUAAGUUGUGUGUGAAAUUGACUAAUAGAGCACUACUGCAGUACUGCUGGUUUUUUAAUUUUUUUUCAUAAAUAUUAUUAGUUCAUGUGAAUGCACAUGCACCAUAACACAA
Molecule: messenger RNA, 2248 nt
Organism: Amphimedon queenslandica
Lineage: Eukaryota; Metazoa; Porifera; Demospongiae; Haplosclerida; Niphatidae
Product: receptor-like kinase LIP2
Exons: 13
Coding region: 48-2123 (691 amino acids)
Biological process (GO): protein phosphorylation
Molecular function (GO): protein kinase activity; ATP binding
Source: RefSeq, a predicted model, not a curated record